Messenger RNA from Anopheles maculipalpis, 522 nucleotides. RefSeq lists its product as uncharacterized. NCBI's taxonomy places the organism in Eukaryota, Metazoa, Arthropoda, Insecta, Diptera, Culicidae. The transcript has 3 exons. Bases 241 to 417 code for a protein of 58 amino acids. The record is from RefSeq and is a predicted model, not a curated record.
CCUAGUACUGCUGGAAAUUCACAUACGCAGCUGCUGCAGCAGUAGUUUCAUCCGUAGCAGACAUACAAUACCCUUCUCGUACAUUCAUCGGACUCUCAUCCUGCACUCAUUGCGGUGGACGAAGUGUGAGCUUUAGUUUCUCGCCAUCUUCUGCUCGCCCCCCUAACCUUCGAAAGUGCACUGUUGUUUCUAUUGAUUACGACCAGCAAGGAUCGCCUGGAGCGGCGCCUAUCGUUUUAUAUGACUUUAGAAAGCGUACAAGAAACACCAGCACUCAAAGAGGCACCGCUUUCUCCCAUAUUAAGGAGUUUCAGUGGUACGACGUGCAUGAUUUCGCAUAGAAGCAGUAAAAGUCAUAGGACUUCAAAAUAUUCUAGCAAUAGACACCGGAAAUUACAGCCGUUCAGGGAAACGUGAAAACUCUACCCCACCCCAAAAUACACUAGGCAUCUCUGUAAAUUUUUAAUUUAAAAAUCGUGUUAUAAGCAUCCAUUUGUACUAAUCUUGCGCCUAAACAAAACA